Molecule: messenger RNA, 489 nt
Organism: Pollicipes pollicipes
Lineage: Eukaryota; Metazoa; Arthropoda; Thecostraca; Pollicipedomorpha; Pollicipedidae
Exons: 3
Coding region: 1-489 (162 amino acids)
Source: RefSeq, a predicted model, not a curated record
AUGGCGAUCCGGAAGGCGAAGGUGUACUGGCAACCCAAAGACAAGUUCGUUGGUCAUGUUGAUCUGGGUGCAGGGGACGUGGACACAAGAGUGGCAACAAAUGCCCUAGUGUUCAUGGCCGCGCUGUACGACCUGCAGCACAGCGAGGGUAUCCGGGCGGCCAACAAGCUCUCUCGCCUGCACGUCCAGUACGAAAAGAACAAAAUGAAAGUUAAGCUUGCUGCCCAGCUGUUCAGCAGCUCGGUGGGCAAAGCUCUGCUGUACCUAGAAGAGUCGGGCCACUAUGACUUCAUUGGAGCGGGGGCAACGGCGCGCUUCGUCCUGCUUGUUGAUCAAGCAUUCGACUACCUCAACGGCAGCAACCCCCACGGGAAGAGCUUCAAGACUCCUGCAACUGCCAGCAACUUGACGCUCCGACGCGAGUUUUUGGCCGACUUCAGUUCCGUGCUGUUCCGGCUGCAGACAGCAUCAGGCGAACCGGUACUGUAG